Molecule: messenger RNA, 465 nt
Organism: Symbiodinium pilosum
Lineage: Eukaryota; Dinophyceae; Suessiales; Symbiodiniaceae
Source: the annotation of a GenBank genome assembly
AUGAACCCACCUUCCUGGACUGCAGGCCGUGUUUAUGGCUUCCCGCUCGCAGGCGGUCCCUUCAAGUGCUCGCAAGGCCCAGGGGGAAAGCUGACCCACUUCGCACAUGCCUCCACCUACCACGCUGUGGAUUUGGACUGUCCCGUGGGCACGGCGGUAGUUGCGAUGGCUGACGGUACCAUCACGGAGAUCCGCGACGGCGAAACUGCGUCAGGCGUUGACGUUCGAAACUUCUUCCGGUGGAACCAGAUCACCGUGAAACAGGUUGAUGGGACAUUUGCUGAGUAUGUGCACAUCAAGGCAGCAACAUCCACCUUGAAGCCUGGAGACCAGGUACGACAAGGGCAGGAAAUCGCCCAAAGUGGUGAUGUCGGCUUCUGCCCAUCUCCGCACCUCCAUGUUGAAGUGCAUGUGCGCGAGGGCCACGACGCCGACUCAGUGCCGUUCGCUUUUCUCGGUUCUGAG